Messenger RNA from Cooperia oncophora, 1464 nucleotides. Lineage: Eukaryota; Metazoa; Nematoda; Chromadorea; Rhabditida; Trichostrongylidae. The record is from the annotation of a GenBank genome assembly.
ACUGAUAAUGACUGGGGAGAUUCGAAGAAAGGUGGAGGAAAGAAGAAAGGCGGGCGAGGUGGCGGUGGAGGAAAAGCUGCGAAAUCCACUGGAACGGCACGAGAUGAGUCGUCUUCUGCGAUGAUAGGUGUUCCGCAAGAGACUCUCCAAGAAUGGGUUCUUGCCACUGAAGUAGUGCCUGAAGAAAUUAUGGAGGAUGUAAUGGAACAAAUCGAAGCUGUACAAACGUCCGACGUUUGUGAUGUCCAGUCAGCAUUGCAACCUAUGGCCAUACCGUUUGACGAUGCGGAUUUCAUAGCGAUUUCGGAGCAGGUGGCGUCGACGGAGAAUGAUCUACACAGCGCUGGAACACAUGUUUUCUCGGAUCGGAUGCUAUCCAAGACUAUUGAAAGGCUGAAUGAUCGCAUUGAUUCGUGGGCCCAUGAACUGUUGAGCCGCAUCGAACAAGAACGAAAAGGUCCGCAACAACAGAAGAAGGCGAUCGAGACUGAUAAUGACUGGGGAGAUUCGAAGAAAGGUGGAGGAAAGAAGAAAGGCGGGCGAGGUGGCGGUGGAGGAAAAGCUGCGAAAUCCACUGGAACGGCACGAGAUGAGUCGUCUUCUGCGAUGAUAGGUGUUCCGCAAGAGACUCUCCAAGAAUGGGUUCUUGCCACUGAAGUAGUGCCUGAAGAAAUUAUGGAGGAUGUAAUGGAACAAAUCGGUUCUCAGGUGGAUGACAAAAUUCGCGCACGCGUCAAUGAAAUAGCUGUAUCUCAACAGAAUGCGGCAGCCCAGUCGCAGAAGAAAAGCUUGGCUCAACUUCAACAAAGAGCACAAGGGCUCUAUUCCUCCAUUUGCAUGUUUGAAUCGGCGAGUUCGUCCUUCCCAGACUCUCUUCGCGAUGAACUGCGGCAAUAUUUGCUUCGUACAAUGGGCACCGAUUUGGCCAAUGCAGCUCUUUCGUGUGCCUCUGGGAUGGAGAAUGCUGGCCAGUUGAAGGAAAAGCAGCGAGAGGAAACGAUCGCCUCACUACCACCUGCACUACGCGACACAGUCAGUUCCCUAUACAGUUCAUUACGUAGUGAAAAUCUGGACGCUUUCCAUUCGGCCGUUUUCGAUCUUUCAUCUCCUGCAGCACUUUCGAUUGCGCUGAGGCAACCUGAUUCGAAGGCUAGAGCCGAGGUGCUGGAAAGUUAUGUCGCCGAACUGAAAGAGCAGGUGAUAGCCCAGACCGACCCAGCUGCUGUGCUGUUGUCAUGUGUUCUUUACCUGCUGGCCAAACACGGAAAACCUGUAACCGCUAGCGGACGGUUCGUUGCGCAGCUGGUGACGCAGUUGAAUGGAGUUGUGGAACAGAGCUUAUUUGAUCUGCUGGUGUCAGUGCAACGGCUGGUCGUGCAGUGUCUGAAGAACAAGACCGAUGAGGUGGCCAAGGAUAUGCUAUCGUCGGAAGUCGGAAAGCUGAAAGAGAUGGUGUCAGUUUAG